AUGUAUUCACCAGUCCAACAACAACAAAGAGAAUUAAAGACAAAGACAACCGACAAUACAUUAGGAGGCGAAGAGAAAUGUAUUACACAUGUAUUGACACCUCAAGAUACUUUACAAGGUUUGGCAUUGAAAUAUGGAUCGUCUGUGGCAGACAUUAAGAGAAUCAACAAGAUUUGGACACAAGAUACACUACACAUUAAAAAGACACUAUUGAUUCCCGUCAAACAAGAGGAUGGUGAUGAAGGAUCGAGUAGCAGCACCAGCAACAAUAUCAGCCGUAACAAUAGCUACAAUAGUCUGAGUACAUUCUCAGAGAUGAGACGAAAUGGAAGCUUGGAUAGCAACACUGACUUUUUCACAGAGUUUAAUAAUAAUACAAACAAGGAUCUAAACAACUAUCUAAAUAAUAACAAGUAUACAACAUCUACUGGUACAAUUACUCAAGUUAACCUAGACAAUAAUAAUAAUAAUCAUAAUCAUAAUAACCUACUUAAUAUCCCUCUAAACUCUGAUAGAUCAGGAUAUAAAAUACCCAUUUCAACACUUAGCAUAUCACCUUUGGUAAAUACUGUAGAUGAAAAGACUUUAAAUCAAUUCUCUCUUAUAGAUGAUGAAUUAAAUCCACUUUAA
Molecule: messenger RNA, 630 nt
Organism: Cavenderia fasciculata
Lineage: Eukaryota; Evosea; Eumycetozoa; Acytosteliales; Cavenderiaceae
Product: peptidoglycan-binding LysM domain-containing protein
Exons: 1
Coding region: 1-630 (209 amino acids)
Source: RefSeq, a predicted model, not a curated record